Emericellopsis cladophorae is the source of this 897-nucleotide messenger RNA. RefSeq names its product Methionyl-tRNA formyltransferase-like protein. The transcript has 4 exons. Lineage: Eukaryota; Fungi; Ascomycota; Sordariomycetes; Hypocreales; Bionectriaceae. The record is from RefSeq and is a predicted model, not a curated record. Gene Ontology annotation, molecular function: methionyl-tRNA formyltransferase activity. Gene Ontology annotation, cellular component: mitochondrion. The coding region runs from base 1 to 897 and encodes 298 amino acids. Gene Ontology annotation, biological process: biosynthetic process; conversion of methionyl-tRNA to N-formyl-methionyl-tRNA.
AUGGCCAGCGGACGGUCCUCUGCCCAAUGUGGCCAGCAGCAGUUUGCUUUACCAUGCGAGAAAGCCGCGGCGAGUCUGGGACUACAGUGUCACCAGAUUCCGACAUUCACGGGGUGGCAGAUGCCCGCGGAUAUUAAUCUGAUCAUCGCCGUGUCGUUUGGGCUGUUUGUCCCGCCGCGAUUGUUGCGACAGGCGAAGUACGGUGGGCUUAACGUCCACCCAUCGUUUCUACCAGACUUGCGGGGACCGGCGCCGAUACAUCACGCUGUUCUCCACGGUGACACUCACACCGGAGUCUCCCUCCAGACGCUUCAUGAGAAGACCUUUGAUCACGGCACGGUCCUUGCGCAAACUCCCGCGCCAGGGAUAGCGAUUCUUGCGCACCCCACCCUCUCCUUGACCACGCGGAAACUGGGCAUCGAGUGUGCAGAGAUGUUGGUGCAGGGGCUGCGAGACGGUCUACACGUCUCUCCUUACGAGAACGCGGGCUGGCGGAACGCAGAUGGUCUUCGCCAUGCACCAAAGCUAUAUCCGGGGGACCUGAAGAUACAAUGGGACACCUGGUCUGCCGCGGACUGGCAGAGACGACUGGUCAUGAAAAGGGCCAUCUGGACAAACGCAAUGACCAACAAGGGCAAGCGAAAGCGGGUCAUCUUCCACGAUGCGAGACCUGUCAGCGCGACAGACGUCCAAGGCACCAGAGGUAUGGUCGCCACCGUGGAGGAUGGUGAGGGCGAUCCAGUGCGAAGGGAGGUGAUUGUGAACCAGGGCGACGGCAGUGUUUACUUCUUGACAGGGCGGGGGGAGUGGGUUAGAGUGCGGCGAGGCAGGCUAGAGGCCGAAGUCGAGAAGGAUGCUGCCAUGGUGGUGCGCUCACUCCUGGUGAGGGACGUAUGA